AUGAGCACCUAUGCUACUCGUCCCGAUACACCUUCUCAUUUGUUGAUAGAUAUGAAUAGCGUGGCUUGGCAGAAGGCUAAUGAGGCGGCAAUAGUUCUUGGUAUUUGGGGUGCAGGAGUGACAAUAUUGACGCCCCUCGGAAAAUACAUGCUCCCACAAUCUGCAGGUCAGAAGAUCAAGGAUGCUAGGACUAUGGUCAAGGAAAUCGAGGAAUUUGUGGAUUCCAUCGGACCGUGUGAGCGUGCUCAAAUCGAACUUGACCGACCGGACUUCUUUGAGCACCUGGAGGACUUCAUCGAAAAAACUAUCGAUACCUUGAAUACUCUCGAUGCUAAUACCAUCGAUGCCUCCAAAUGGACCCGUUACAAUUAUCCCAUGUUUAGCUCUUUACAGUCAAAUUUGAACGACAUCCGCGAUCUCGUUACAAUUGUACGCGAGGACAUUGUUAAAACCACUGUGGCAGCAAAACGCGGUUCUACGGUAGCUCCCGAAUGGCGGUGGGCUAGUACAAAACCUACAAGGUCAACAUUAGGCAAUAUGGUUGGCAGAGUGUCUAGUCUCUUGUUUUCUGGAACAGCUCAAGACCUCCCUGAGAUCCCACACCAGUAUCCGAUGGAGUUCCCAGAGGGAUAUAUUCUGAGCCCUAUUCCAAGUGUUUCCGGCUCUGCGUUAGGUUGUUCAGCGGGUACGACUAUAGCGGCAUGCACGGCGACGGAGAGUUCUGUAAUAGCCCUCAAUCGGCUUGACGACUCUCCUGCGUAA
This is a messenger RNA of Fibroporia radiculosa, 762 nucleotides long. RefSeq lists its product as uncharacterized. Bases 1 to 762 code for a protein of 253 amino acids. Lineage: Eukaryota; Fungi; Basidiomycota; Agaricomycetes; Polyporales; Fibroporiaceae. The transcript has 6 exons. The record is from RefSeq and is a predicted model, not a curated record.